Zootoca vivipara (common lizard) is the source of this 3716-nucleotide messenger RNA. Lineage: Eukaryota; Metazoa; Chordata; Lepidosauria; Squamata; Lacertidae. The record is from RefSeq and is a predicted model, not a curated record.
CGUCCUAGGGAAGGUCAGAAUGGGUGUGUGUGUACUUGAAGCGGAGACAGGCAUGUUAGUUUGCCUCUUCUAGGAAAAAAAUGUCCAUGAAUCACUUGGCUGUCACAUCAAGAUAAAUGGAACAAGGGUAGGGUCCUGAGGAUCGUAGCCUUUAUGUGGGAGACAGAGAGAUUCCUGGACUUUCAGCAGAUGCACGAAGGAUUGUCCAGAGCAGACAGAUGCCUGCCUUCCUACAAAGGCGGAGAAUGUGAGCACAGAUCUUCUGCUUUGUCCCCUUCACUGUUCUGAUACUUUUUUCCUGAAGAAUAACAGGCCUGCCAGGAGGUACCUGUGGGGAUUUGUUUCUUAGAGAUUUCCCUGCCUCGCUGCCCCACUGCACAGCUGUAUCUCUCCAACCCUCUGAGCAGGUAGUUGUGUUUGCCUGUACAUCAGAAAACAGCCUCCAGUUCUGAGCCUCCAAAGUGAGCAACUGUGCCUUUUGUUAAAUAGGAAGUUGAAGUUAAAAGUAUUUACGAGGAUUUGAACAAGGAAACACCAGGUUGGGGAUAAUUUCCAGAAUUCUUUGUCCUUUCAAAACAGGCUGAAAUAAAUAAGUGCCACAAGGAAAGAUGGCGCUUAACCAGUGGCUUCUUCUUCUGCUGCUGCUGCUGCAAGUACUGCAUGACGUGACAAGUACCAGGGUAAAACUCAACAUGGGCGGUUUUGAAGACGUCGUCAUUGCAAUCGAUCCCCAGAUCCCGGAAGACAACAAAUUGGUGGAUGCCAUAAGGGACAUGGUGAAAGAGGCAUCAACUUAUCUCUUCAGCGCUACACGGCAAAGAUUUUAUUUCAGGACUGUGAAAGUUAUAAUUCCUUCCACAUGGAAACCGAAAAAUGAAUAUCAGAGAGUAACUACAGAAUCCUAUGAUGAGGCAGAUGUCAUAGUGGCGGAUCAUUACUUGAAACAUGGAGAUGAUCCCUACACCCUACAGUAUGGCGGAUGUGGGCAACCUGGGCGAUACAUUCAUUUCACUCCUAACUUCCUGACGAAUGACAAGUUGCAUAAUGCUUAUGGUCCACAAGGCAGGGUCUUUGUUCAUGAAUGGGCUCAUCUCAGAUGGGGUGUCUUUGAUGAAUACAACAAUGAUGCACCUUUCUACACUCCUGGGGGAGACAACUUGCCUGAAGCAACAAGAUGCUCAGCUGGUUUCACUGGUCAAUACAUAUUCCCGCUUGGUGGAAAGAAUUACAGAGACUGCAAAAUUGACCACCGAACUCAGCUGUAUGAACAUGGUUGCUUGUUUGUUCCCAAAAGACAUCAAGAUACUGCAGCUUCUAUAAUGUACUUGCAAAGUCUCCCUUCAGUUACUCAGUUCUGUGACAAAAGCAACCAUAAUAUUAAAGCAACAAAUAUGCAGAAUAAAAUGUGUAACUACAGGAGCAGCUGGGAAGUAAUUAUGGCCUCUCCCGACUUUGCCAGUUCAUCCCCAAUAACGGUUCCCCCACCUGAUCCCACUAUCUCCUUGCUGCAAAAACAGGAGAGAGUUUUGUGUCUUGUGCUUGAUGUUUCUGGAAGUAUGGAAUUGAACAAUCGCACUGUUCGGUUGAAACAAGCUGCAGAACUAUUCCUCCUGCAGAUUAUUGAAGCGGGAUCCUGGGUUGGAAUAGUUGCAUUCAAUAGCACAGCAGCAGUUAAGACCCACUUGAAGCAGAUCAUCAACGACAGUGUGCGCAAAACACUCACAGAGUACCUGCCUACCAGAACUACUAGAGGAACCAGCAUAUGUUCUGGAGUGCGGUCAGGAUUUCAGGUGUUUUUACACAAGUAUGGAAGUACCAAAGGCUGUGAAAUCGUUCUCUUGACAGAUGGAGAAGAUACAGCUAUAAGCUCUUGUUUUGAUGAAGUUCAAAGAAGCGGGUCUAUAAUUCACACCAUUGCUUUGGGAUCAAGUGCUGCAAGAGAACUAGAAACGUUGGCAGACAAGACGGGGGGUCUGAAAUUUUCUAUCACUGACAGUUUGGAUUCCAACAGCCUCAUCGAUGCUUUCAGUGGAAUUUCUUCAGGAAGUGGAGAUAUCAGUCAACAAGCUAUUCAGCUUGAAAGUAGAGGGCAAAGCGUCGGUUCCAAAGACCAGCUGAAUGGUAUUGUAACCAUUGAUAAAACAGUAGGAAAUGACACUUUCUUCGUGGUGACGUGGGGCGUGUCCCCACCGGGAAUUCUGCUGACAGAUCCCAAAGGAAGAGAGUACACUGAAAAAGACUUUGCAAUUGAUAACACCAAUGUCCAAACAGCUCGCCUCAAGAUUGAUGGAACCGCAGAGACGGGAGAUUGGAUUUAUUCAAUUCAGAACACACAUUCAGGAGCACAAGUCAUAUCAAUAGCGGUAACCACUCGAGCAGCAUCUGCAUCUGUGCCUCCUUUGAUUGUGAAGCCCUACACGAAAAGUGAUACCAAUAAGUUUCCUAGUCCGGUGGUUAUUUAUGCAGAAGUCAGCCAAGGAUUCUUGCCUGUCAUUGGUGCAAAAGUCACAGCGACGGUCGAACCAGAGAUUGGAACACCAGUAGAAUUGGAGCUUUAUGAUGAUGGUUCGGGCGCCGAUAUUCUCAAGAAUGAUGGAAUCUACUCAAGGUAUUUCACGUCCUUCAGAGGAAACGGUAGACACAAUAUCAAAGUGCGGGUCCAAGGAAAAGACCAGACCCUCAGACGGUCCCGUAGACAGAGUCAAGCUUUCUAUGUAGCAGGAGUUAUAGAAGAAGAUGGUGAAAUAACAAUGAACCCCCCCAAACCUGAACCUACAGAUGAUGAACUCCAAGCCAAUCUAGGAAGCGUCAGUAGAAUUGCCUCAGGUGGUUCUUUUGUAAUAUCAGGAGUCCCUUUGGGAGGCACCACCACAGAUGUCUUUCCACCUUCUAAAAUUACUGACCUUGAGGUAAAACUAGCUGAGGAUGAUGAUCAUUUCUGUUUGGCUUGGACGGCUCCUGGAAAUGACUAUGAUAUAGGAAAAGCUGAAAGAUAUGAAAUAAAAAUGAGUGAAAAUCCCUUGGAAUUAAGACAUGGAACUUUUGAUAUCGCCACUUCUGUGAAUACUACUGGACUUGCAGUGGAAGAUGCUGGGGUCAGACAAAUAUUUCGGUAUAAGCCUGACAACUUCAUGAAAGAAAAUGGCACCUCCAUCUACUUUGCAAUUCGUGCUAUUGAUGGCAGCAGCAACAUUGGAGAAGUAUCAAACAUAGCAAGAGCAGUUGUGCUUCUUCCUGUGUCGCCACCUACUCCAACUAGUCCAGUCACAACUUCUACUGCUCACACUACUCCAGCUGACCAAUACUCUGUUUUGCCUACAACUCCCUCUAAUGUGAAACCCACCUGUGCUAAUGAUACCAGUGCAAUAAAUACCACUAUGGAAACUGUGAUCAUCGCAUGUGCUUCUGCAAUUAUAAUUUGUGCUAUUGUAAGUAUAACAGUUUGUGUUUUGCGCAAGCAGAGAUACAGAAGUUAUGACACUUGCAUGGAUAUUACUGUUGUUAAUAAGAAUGCCUCCACUAUUUUGUAAAGGAUCAUAUAUUUUAUUAACUGUUUUAAUGUUUACAAACAAAAUAUUGAAACAAACAAGAACAAACGCUACCCAAAACAAACAUAACCUGAGUGUCUGCCCACAAACUCUGGCACUAUGACGAAAACGAGAGUGCUGGAGAUGAUUUUACAUAUUCACAAUAAAAAUUAACAGCGCUUUAUAAGC